Molecule: messenger RNA, 3180 nt
Organism: Maudiozyma saulgeensis
Lineage: Eukaryota; Fungi; Ascomycota; Saccharomycetes; Saccharomycetales; Saccharomycetaceae
Source: the annotation of a GenBank genome assembly
AUGGGUGUUCCUUCAUUCUUUAGAUGGCUGUCAAGGAAGUAUCCUAAGAUUAUUUCGCCCGUUAUUGAAGACCCUGCUCAAGUUGUCGAUGGCGUCACAUUACCAUUAGAUUAUUCUGCACCAAACCCAAAUGGUGAACUAGACAACUUAUAUUUGGAUAUGAAUGGUAUUGUUCAUCCAUGUUCUCAUCCAGAGAAUAGACCACCGCCAGAGACCGAAGAUGAAAUGCUCUUAGCCGUUUUUGAAUAUACCAACAGAGUCUUAAAUAUGGCAAGACCUCGUAAAGUCUUAGUAAUGGCUGUAGAUGGUGUUGCUCCUCGUGCUAAGAUGAAUCAACAAAGAGCUCGUAGAUUUAGAAGUGCUAGAGAUGCAGAAAUUCAAAAUAUGGAACGUGAAAGAGAAAUAUUAGAAAGAGAAAGUUAUGGUGAAAUCAUUGAUGACUCUGUUAGAAAUAAAAAGACUUGGGAUUCUAAUGCGAUUACCCCAGGUACACCCUUCAUGGAUAAACUAGCUGCUGCAUUACGUUAUUGGACAGCUUUCAAACUAGCUACAGACCCAGGUUGGAAAGAUCUUCAAGUUGUGAUCAGUGAUGCUACUGUUCCAGGAGAAGGUGAACAUAAGAUUAUGAAUUUUAUCAGAUCACAACGUGCAGACCCAGAAUAUAACCCAAAUACAACACACUGUAUUUACGGUUUAGAUGCAGAUUUAAUUUUCUUAGGUCUUGCAACACAUGAACCUCAUUUUAAAAUUUUGAGAGAAGAUGUUUUCGCCCAGAGUACUAAACCUAGAUCCAGAAAUGGUGGUAAUAGUACAUUUGCACCACAAACAGCAGAAGAAAAGGAAUUGCUAUCUAUGGAAGAUUCUCAGAAACCAUUCUUAUGGUUACACGUUAGUGUCCUAAGAGAGUAUUUAGCUGCUGAAUUAUGGGUACCAAGGUUACCUUUUGUAUUCGAUCUUGAGAGAGCUAUUGAUGAUUGGGUUUUCAUGUGUUUUUUCUGUGGUAACGAUUUUUUACCACAUUUACCUAGUUUGGAUGUCAGAGAAAACAGUAUCGAUAUUUUGUUAGAUAUUUGGAAAGUCAUCCUACCUCAAUUAAAGACAUAUAUGACAUGUGAUGGUAACUUGAAUUUAGAAUCUGUUGAGAAAGUUUUAGCUCAACUAGGGGCUCGUGAACCUGAUAUCUUUAAAACUAGACAUAUUCAAGAAGUCAGAAAACAAGAAGCAAUGCAAAAAAGGAAACAAAACAGAAAUGGUAAUAUUUCUAAAGGUCAAGAUAGACAUCCAACAAAGUUUACAGAACAGUUACAACUUUACGAUACAUCAGGUAAUUUAGCAAAUGGUUCUUGGAACCUAACUACACAUGACAUGGUUAACCUAAAGAAAGAAUUGAUGCUUGCUAAUGAAGGUAACGCUGAGGCUAUUGCUAUCGUGAAGGCUCAAAGUGAUAAAAAUGAUCAAUUGAUGAAGAAUAUUACAGAAGAGGAAAUGAGCAAAGUUGUUUCUCAAGCAAAUGCUAGUAAUCACUCUACGGCCGAACUUCUAAGAAAGAGGUUAAUAGCCAAGAAACAUAGUCUUGAAGAAGAUGAAGAUGAGGAUGAGAAGAUCAAGGAUGAAGAAGAAGGCGUGCCAGCCAAAAAAUUAAAAACCGAGCAAGAAAAUUUAAACAAUGAAAUAAAAUCAGAGGUUGAGGCUGAAAUGAACGACGAAGAUGAUGACGACGAUGAAGAUGAAGACGAUGAAGAUGCUAGUACAGAUGAUAAAGACACAGCAACCGAGAUCAUCUCGAAUGGAAGCGUUAAAAGCGGUGUUAUCGAUACUGAUGAGACUGUAAAACUUUACGAACCAGGGUAUAUCGAAAGAUAUUACACCGAAAAAUUCCAUAUUGAUGCAAAGGAUAUUAAUACUGUAAGGAAAGGUUUAGUGAAAGCAUAUAUUGAAGGUGUGUCAUGGGUUCUUCGUUAUUAUUAUCAAGGGUGCGCUUCCUGGACAUGGUAUUACCCAUUCCAUUAUGCACCAUUUGGUUCAGAUUUCACAGACAUUGCAAACAUUGAUAUUCAGUUUGAAUUAGGUGAACCUUUCUUACCAUUCGAACAACUUAUGAGUGUGUUACCUGCUGCUUCAGGUCAUACAUUACCAGCCAUUUUCCGUCCAUUAAUGAACGAACCAGAAUCUCCAAUUAUUGAUUUUUAUCCAAAGGAAUUCCCAAUUGACAUGAAUGGUAAAAAGAUGUCAUGGCAAGGUAUUGCACUGCUACCUUUCAUUGAUGAAAAAAGAUUACUAGAAAAUGUCCGUGCGCAAUACCCUAAACUUACUGAUUAUGAAAGGUCUAGAAAUGUCAGAAAUGAGGACAUUCUACUUGUUAGUAAUAAAAAUGUCAAUUACGAUACAUUUGUAAAGAAGCUCUACAAUAGUGAACUAACAACUGUUGAAGCGUUCAACUUUGGUCACUUCAAGAGCGGAUUGAGUGGUAUUGUCUCAACGGAUAAAGAAGGGUUUAAAUUAAAUAGUAAACUAACAUGUCCUAUUUCGGAGGGAUCCUUCCCAGAACUUACAACGAACUUGUUUUUGAAAAUGUCCUUUGAGUUUAAUCCAUUGGUUGUUCCAAAUAAAUCAAUUAUUCUAAAUGGUUAUAUUCCACCAAUACAAGCUCUAGAUUCUUACGACUUAGAUUCCAUUAUGUACAAAUAUGGGAAUAAUAACUAUGGUCGUAAUAAUAGAUCCCGUUUCAAUGAUAAUAUGAAAGAAAACAUAAUCAAGACUGGACCAAGUGGAACUACACAGUACAAACCAAGAGCUGGUGGUUAUAGAGCAUUUUUCUAUUUUAGUCAACAACAGAACAAUCAAAAUUCGAACCAAUACCAAAACCAAAACCCAAAUGGAAAUUAUUAUAACCAGAAUCAAGGUAAUGGUAGAUAUAAUAAUGGAAAUAAUUACAAUAAUAACAAUAAUCGUAGUUAUAAUAAUGGUAACAAUUAUAGUAAUAAUAAUAAUAAUAAUAAUAAUAAUAAUUACAAUCGUAAUAAUGGUAACAACUAUAAUCGUGGCAAUGGUUAUAACAAUAACAAUAGAGGAGGCUACAAUAAUGGGAAUAAUUAUGAUCGUCAAAGAGGAAGAUACAACGGUGGUAACCAAAAUAGAUAUAACCAAAACGAUAGAAAUGGUGGUGGUCGUAGAUACUAA